Rhagoletis pomonella (apple maggot) is the source of this 1751-nucleotide messenger RNA. It is a transcript of the gene Drip, whose product is annotated as aquaporin. Gene Ontology annotation, biological process: transmembrane transport. Gene Ontology annotation, cellular component: plasma membrane. The record is from RefSeq and is a predicted model, not a curated record. NCBI's taxonomy places the organism in Eukaryota, Metazoa, Arthropoda, Insecta, Diptera, Tephritidae. Gene Ontology annotation, molecular function: water channel activity.
GGUCUCGGACACAUCAGCGGUUGCCACAUCAAUCCGGCCGUCACAAUUGGCUUCCUCAUUGUCGGUGAAAUGAGCAUUCUGAAGAGUAUUUUCUACAUAAUUGUGCAAUUGGUUGGAGGCAUUGCUGGCGCAGCGUUUAUAUACGCUUCAGUAACCGCUGAUAUCGCCGGCACAAACUUGGGUGUUUCUGCGCCAGCAACCGGACUUGGUAGCGGACAAAUAGUACUAAUUGAGGCUUUGAUCACCUUCAUAUUGGUAUUCGUUGUCAAAGCUGUCUCCGAUCCAGGCCGUUCGGACAUCAAAGGUUCGGCGCCACUUGCCAUUGGACUCUCCAUUACAGCCGGUCACUUGUGUGCUGUUAAAUUGACUGGCUCCAGCAUGAACCCAGCGCGUUCCUUUGGACCGGCUGUCGUUCAAAACGAAUGGACGGAUCACUGGGCCUACUGGGUUGGACCCAUACUUGGUGGCAUUAUUGCGGCAAUCUUUUACAAACUUUUCUUUAAGGUGCGCAAGGGCGAUGAUGAGGAUCAAUCGUAUGAUUUCUAAAUAAUAAAAAAACAACGCUAAACCAAGAAUAUCUAUAGCAACAAUAAGCAGAGAUGUGAAACAAAAACCGCUUGCGCACGCACCAAACCCACAGCCACAGCCAACCCAACGCACAUUCGCGGCGCGCAUAUGCAUGCCAAAAAAAAUAUAUGUUUUUGAUUUUUGUUUACCGUUACUACACGCCUUAGUACAUGUGUACCUACGUCUAUUAUUUAUGCGCUGUAUAAGCUUUGCGCUUCUCAUGCAGUUACAUACAUACAUACAAAUAUUAUGUAUGCGUGCAUACGUUUUACGUUAUUAAUUUUAAUUGGAAAUGAAAAUGUUGCGUAUACGUCGCCAAAUGGUAUUAUAUGUACGUCCUCCAUAUGUUAUAAUUUUAAUUAGUUAUAUAAGCACCGCAUAUCCGCAUACACACACACAUCCAUACAUCACCUCAUCCCUUCUCCCUUAACUCAUGUCGAAUCGCUCUCAUAACCGCCGCCCAAAGAUGCCACAAUCAGCAAGUAUGCAUUAUACGAAUAAAAGGAAAAAAAAAAGAAAAUUAGUGUAAAUGUUUGCAAAGAACUUUUUGAGAUUUUUCAACAGACGAAGCCAGAGCCGCCUUACACCAGCAAAGUUUUUGAUUACCACCUUCAGCAGCUUACAAUUUUAUGCAUUUUAUCAAUACUUUCACACAAUUGUACAUAAAUAUUAAAUAGUUUCAUAUUCAGCAGCACAAAAGAAAUAGCUUUUCUUGUUUAUAGCGCAGUUUUCUAAGCAGAUAGCUUUUGAAAAUAUUUAAGCUUUUUGUGUGCCAACCACCAACCAAACACUCUUUGAAGACGUCUCGAAAUUACAAUUUUUGAAAUAUAUUUACAAGUAUUUUUAUAGCAAAUAUUUAUCAACAUAUCACUGAUGCUAAUUAACUGUAUUAUGAUAUUAACUUAAACUUUUUACAUACAUACAUACAUGCCUUCAUACAAAUGUAUACUUACAAAAAAAAUACGAUUUAUUUGUAAUUUUAGCGUGUAAGCGAGGAUUAACAAAAAUGCCGCAGAGAAAUGAAUUAAACAGUUCAACAGUUGUUUGCAACAAUUUGCCUUAAAAAUUAAACAACAACUAUGUAAUUAUGAUGUGCAUACAUUUACUUUAAUUUUUAUUUAUGUAUAUUACACAAUUUAUGUGCGUGUUGCUACGUCGUAAAUGUUCUUAUCUUAAAAUAAAUA